Molecule: messenger RNA, 5562 nt
Organism: Onychostoma macrolepis
Lineage: Eukaryota; Metazoa; Chordata; Actinopteri; Cypriniformes; Cyprinidae
Gene: shank2a
Product: SH3 and multiple ankyrin repeat domains 2a
Exons: 8
Coding region: 138-3629 (1163 amino acids)
Cellular component (GO): postsynaptic membrane; dendritic spine; postsynaptic density
Molecular function (GO): ionotropic glutamate receptor binding; synaptic receptor adaptor activity
Source: RefSeq, a predicted model, not a curated record
UUGAGGAGAGGAGCAUCUGAACGCGUCCGGAGCUCGCGGUAAUGAUGGAGAGACGCGAGGAACGCGCGCGUUUAUGAUCAUCGCCAUUCAUCACCGGAGACAUCGUGAUCGAUACGGAUCGAUACAGAUGAUCUGUCAUGAUGAACCGCGCGGCGGUGAGGAUGAGGAGGAUGAUGAUGAUGAAGGGCUUGAAUAACGCGCGUCAUUUCCUCCACAGCGACUGUGUGACCGAGCAGAAAACAGUGGUUUUACUGAAGCAGGAGAAUGAAGGCUUCGGGUUUGUGCUGCGAGGAGCUAAAGCAGACACACCCAUCGAGGAGUUCAUCCCGACCCCUGCGUUCCCCGCGCUGCAGUACAUGGAGUCUGUGGAUGAGGGCGGCGUCGCCUGGCAGAUGGGGCUCCGCACGGGGGACUUUCUCAUCGAGGUCAACCAUCAAAGUGUGGUGAAGAUGGGACACCGGCAGGUUGUUAGCAUGAUUAAACAUGGAGGAAACCGACUCGUCCUUAAAGUGGUGACGGUGAGCAGGAAUCCCGAACAAGACGACAAAACCCGUAAAAAAGCUCCUCCUCCACCCAAGAGAGCUCCGACAACUGCACUCUCAAUGCGGUCCAAGUCCAUGACAUCUGAACUAGAAGAAUCAGAUAAAUUUGAAGAGACCGUGACGACACAGAAGCUUGGGCAUGAAAAAGGAUCAUUGGACAAAGUUGCCACGAUCAAGCCCCGCCCCUCAAGUCGCUUUUUGGUCUCACCCAUGGAUUUUAAUCCAUCCACGUCUGAAAGGCCAGGAGUUGCUGUAGUACCCCCUAGUGUUCCUGGAAGAUCCCAUGGAAGUUAUGUUCGUGUGCAAAAAAGCUCUAUGAGAAGACAAAAGUCCAUUGGAAUCGCAGGAGAAGAAAAGAAGUUCCUGAUAGCUCCACUGCUCAAGUUCACCAGAAGUCUCUCUAUGCCUGACACUUCUGAGGAUAUUCCCCCACCUCCAGGCAUCUCUCCUCCGUCCCCACCUUACAACAGUACUCCUAUGGCACAAGGAUAUGAGCCCAACCAGCCCAUUUACACACAGAACUCAACAGGCAGAUGCCACACUAUAGACAGAGACCUGGUCGGGUACCAUCGCCUGAACUUUGAACAAUAUGACUGUCAAACUCCUUUGGCUGCCCAGCAAAACAUGUGUUCCCAUAACAGGGCUCAUGUGCCAGAGAACCCAUAUUCAGACACAGUUGGCAAAACGUUGUAUAUCCCACCAAAACCAGCUCGUAGGAAGGGUAUAUUGGUAAAGCAGCCAAAUGUUGAGGAUAGCCCUGAGAAAACCUGUUCAAUCCCAAUACCAACCAUUAUUAUCAAAGAGCCUUCAACUAGCAGCAGUGGCAAAAGCAGCCGAGGAAGUAGCAUGGAAAUUGAGACUACCGCCUCUGAGCUGCCAGGCCAACUACGGCCAGACGGCAGUCACAGCGUGAACAACCCUUUUGCAGCUGCUAUUGCAGGGGCAGUACGUGACCGUGAGAAGCGUCUUGAAGCACGUAAGAACUCCCCAGCUUUCCUGUCGAUGGAUCUCGGAGACGAGGAUCCAUUUAUCCCUACCCCUCGUUUACGCCAGUCUAUGUCCAUAGAUGAAGGCAUGUUUGCCAGCGAUAAGAGUUUACAAAAGCUCAUGGGUCCACCGACUUCUUUAAUAGAAGUCCAGCAAAGUGGAAGUGGAGGUAACAUGAAUGACUUUACUCUCCCAGAACCAACAACUGAGCCCCUCACAACACGCACCAGGAGCUUCCCCAAUACAGACAGUCCCAUCACUCUCAAUGAUGGAGAUUUCCAAAACCAGACAUCAGGAAAGACUCAUGAUAUUUGUCCACACUUGGCUCUGGGUCUAGCUGCAAGUAAUAGAGCUCUGAAGGAGCAAGUGCAACCCCCUCUUCCUCCACCUAAAGGAGAACAUCACAAAGCAAACCUCAACCAGCCACUCUUCAUAGACACCAAGCUACGGUCCAAUAUUGAAGCCAACUUUGUUGCCACCGCUUCAGUGGGUCAAGGAAAAGAUUGUGGAGGUUUGUUUAGACACACAAGACAGUCCAAUCACGAAACAGAAAAGGCAAAGGAAAGUAAUCCAUCCGAGCAGUCGAAAAACACCAAUAACACAUCGCAACAGAAGUCUGCAGGGCUCCUCAUGGUCCACACACAAGAUAAGGCCAAGCCACAAGUAAACAGUCAGCCUGAUAGAUUAGAACAAGAAGAGUCCUCAGGAAUGGACAAAGCACCCAUUGAUUCCAACGUCAAACGUACAGCCCCCAACUCCCAGCCAACUCAUACGAGGAACGUCAUCACCUCUGCCACCUCUUUGGAGGAGCCAGUCAGGUUUUCCUGUACCAUUCCUCCUCCUCCAAUGACCUCAGUGGAUAUUGAUGAGGAGUUUGAACCCUUGCCUCCACCUCUGGAGUUUGCCAACAGCAUUGAUCUUCCUGAGGACCAGGUAGCAGAGAUUCUCAAGCAGAAAAAGAAUAACGCAACAAUUGGACCUGCUUAUCAUUCACGUGCUUCUACAACUGACGGUGUGGAGUCCAAGUGUCUUUCGGGGCUUGUAAACUGCAUGACUGCUCACACCUAUCCUCCACCACCUCCAGACAUGUUUGAGCCCGUCACAGACUCAGGCAUCGAGGAAGCAGACAGUCGGAACAGUGGGGACCCUCACUUUGAGGCCAACAGUACAAUUUCCACAGUGUCCAGUAUCUCUACUCUUUCAUCAGAGGGAAUUGACGACACAUGUAUAGCCUAUGCAGACGGGCAGAUUCUUUCGAUGGACAGACCACCUGUUCCACCAAAGCCAAAAAUGAAGCCCAUAGUCAAUAAAAGCAAUGCACUUUACAGGGACUCUUUGAUGCACGAGAGCAUAGAGUCCUUCGGACAGCCACCUCCAGCCCCUCCACCACCCCAUGGUUGUGGAGCACAAUCUGAGCUUCGCAAAAAGCUUGCUCAGCGAGGCACUAAAUUAUGGGACCCCCAUGAGCUCCCGAACCCCCUCAAUGCAGAUUCUAAAGCCAAUGUGAUCAAUGAGCUUAGCUCCAAACUUCAUCUGAUGAACAAGGACAGAUUUCCAACACAGGGAGGGUCACCACCUGCAGGAUCCAGAAGUAUUGGAUCAAGAGAGUGGACGGCCCAAGCCUCAGGUACCAAACGCAGCAACACUGUUCCCUCAACACCACAGAGCCACUUGCCCCCUCAGGCUUCCAGUCCAGCCUCGCCGCCUCCGGGAUCUGGGCAUAGCUCUUCCCUGCCAGGCUCUGCCUCCUCCCCCACAUUAACAGAUGUGUUUAGCCUGCCAUCUCCACCCAUCGUGAAUGCAGAGCAAUGCUACAGCCUCAGCUCAGUCAGCAGUCGAUCGCCGUCCCCUCUCACGCUGUUUCAGGCUUCAGACAAGCCCUUCGCUGACAAACCUGUCCAACUCUGGACCAAGCACGAUGUAGCCGACUGGCUUGAAAGCCUCAACUUGCAGGAACACAAGAAGGCCUUCUUGGACAAUGAAAUUGAGGGCACCCACCUUCCCAACCUCCAAAAGGAAGACCUUGUAGACUUGGGUGUCACUCGUGUUGGUCACCGGAUGAACAUCGAAAGGGGUCUCAAACUUCUAAUGGACAGAUAAAGGGUGCAUACACUCGGUACAAUGCUUGCCAUAGAUACUGGCUUGAUCAAUCCCUCAUUUUCUCUAACUUCUUUCAGUCUAGCUGUGUUGCAUCUGUUGGAAAUCGCGGGAUGAUGUUCCCUGUAUUGUUGUCAGAGGCACAGUAAGUACCGUGGACGCAGAACUGCACUCAGGAACACUUCUAAGAGGACUUGUUCUUGCCAUCAAAAGCUUUGUUUAAAUGUCAGGAGUUUGUCUCACGUGGACAACUCUAACCAGCAGAGCUUGGAGGUCCUUUUUUAUUUUACCUUUGAUACAGCCAUUUCUGGGGAAAUUUCAUUUCAGAUGAUUUCUGUAAGCGUUCUGUAUGUGGCAGAGAACAUGGACACCCAGAAAAGCACUGUUGUUUGGUCUUUAUAAAACGAGCUUAGCUGAAAACAUUCAAUUCACUCAGGCUUUGACAGGAAUAUGUAUUCACGCCCUUAAUAAAUGUUGGGUACAUCCACACAUUCCAGAUAAGUGCAAGGGAUGGUGGCUCAAGUGAAGCCGCUCUUUAUCCUUCAUGCUUCUUGAUUUCCAUGAGAUUGAAUGAGGACGGGGUCACGUACAGUUUUGUCUUCCAUGUUGUCUGGUCCUGUCGGCAAAAUUAAAUACACAUAUGCUUUCCCUAACAUUUCCCUAUACAAAAAGCAUAUUUGUGUACUUGCUGCAGAUAUGCCAAGAUAUAGAGAAUUAAAAAACAUAAGGCUUGAGAGGAAGAACGUUCUUAAUGAGAGCUUGUGGCGUAGCUCAUAAAUCCAGGUGUAAUUAUUGUGCUUAUCAGCUGCCAUGGAUCACAUAACAUCUAUAAAAGCUUCACAUUAAGAUAGCGACAGAACUUUUUUUUAUAUUGUGACUUGAUUGUGGAUUGUGAUAUUGAUUGUAUGAAGGUGGAUCUUAACAUGAGGUUGCAGAGGACUAUAAGAAAGUGGAGGAGUUGAAACGGACUAAAUGAUUGAGGUCUGAUAUUUCAGCUGAAGAUCCAGAUGAAUUAUUUAUUUUGAAAAAUGAAAUGUAUGCAUAGAUGAAUAGCUCACAAUAAGAUCAAUUACACAUUUAAAAGAGUAGCUUGGAAUGAAAUGGAAAUUCAUCCUAUUUUAAUGUGAGUUGCAGUUUUGGAGAGAUUCCCAGAGUCUAGUGGGUUUUAUUUCUUUGUCGGGCAGUAAACAGAGGCUGUAUUAAUCAGUUUUUGUUAUGAUAAAACUUGGAACCAUGUUUCUUAGCCAACGUACAUUAUAUAAACCAAGUAAAUGAUAACUUUUUUAAUUUUGAUUUUUGUAUGUGCCACUCAUUGCAGUACUGAUAGUAGUAAUGUCUCUGAAACGAGAAACGAUAAAGUUGCCAUUCCCUGCAGCUGAGAUUCUGAGUGGUGACGGAGUACGAGUGUAUAGAGAACAAUAUUUUUAAAAUGCGGGCCAGAAAUUCAAAAUCGCAAGCCUUUCCUGAACAAAGGUUUGCCAAUAUACUGCUGCUACUGUGAAAAUAGAUAUUUUACAAAAUAGAUCUUUGGAUAGCAUACAAUAGAAUAAGAGAGUAUUUUCAAUUUAUAUUAUUAUAUUGCCUUUUCUAAAUGCAAUUUUAAUGGUAUUGCUCCCACUUAAGUGUGGUUUGCCAAAAAAAGUGAAAUGUUUGAAUAAAAUGGGUAUAUUUGUUAGACUCUUAAUAUAGCAAAUCCAAAAAAGCAAUAUAUUUAUACUACGGAUAAUACAGUCUCUAUAUAUUUAGAUAAUGCACCCCAUCACUAAACAAGCACAGUGUUCACCUGAUAAAACACACUGCUGGUUUAUCUAUAGAAUUGUCAAUCCCUUAUUGUUUAGCUGAUUUUUUUCCUUUGACUUCAACCUAUUUUGCUUUACUUUGCUUAAAGACUUGUGUUCACAUUGUUAAUGUUGUUGUAAGAUCUUCUAAAAUGGAA